UGUUUAUUAUAAAAAUUAAAAAAUGUUUCCUAAGAAACAACUUUACGGAAAUCUCAAGAGACAAAAAAAGAAAAAAAAUGAUGAAAUUGCUCAAAGUUUAAGAGGAUCUUUGAAUAAAUAUUUUGUUAAACAAACCAAUGCUUCACUUGAAAAUUUAGAUGAAGAUGAUUUACCAAAUGAAUAUGAGCACCCAAUUCAAUUGGAAGAAUUAGUAGAAAAUGAGAAUGAUGUGAAUGAAGAAAUUGGUGAUCUAGAUGAAAAUGAAAAUAGUGAUGAACCUUUCCUUGAUGAAAAUGAAAAUAUUGAUGAACCUUGCCAUGAAAAUGAAUGUCCCGAAACAAGAUUUGAUUUGAACAUUUAUGAUCCACGAAUUUGGGAUAAUCUUGAUGCAAAAAUGAGAGAUUUACUUGUAGAAAAAGGUCCCCUAAGAGAAACUAAUCACAAAUUCCCCAUGGACGAACACAAUAGACAUUUUUCUUCAAAUUAUUAUCUUCGUACGUUACCAAAUGGGGAAACUAAGGAUCGAAAAUGGCUAGUGUACUCAAAGGAGUUGGAUAAAGUGUUUUGUUUCUGUUGUAAGUUGUUUAAAACAAUGAAUUCUAGAAGUCAGUUAACUAGUGAAGGAAUUAGAGAUUGGAAACAUCUUGGUGAGAAGCUUAGACAACAUGAAAGCAGUAUUGAACACCUCACUAACUUGAGGUCUUGUGUUGAAUUGCAAAUCAGAUUGAAAACAAAUCAAACAAUUGAUACAGAAUUACAAGAGCUAAUCAAGAAAGAUACACUACACUGGAAAAAUGUUAUUGCUAGAAUCAUUGUUGUUGUGAAAUGUCUUGCUAUACAUAAUUUGGCUUUUCGUGGAACAAAUGAAAAAAUUUAUGAAGAUGGUAAUGGUAACUUUUUAGGCCUGCUUGAAAUGAUUGCAGAGUUUGAUCCAGUAAUGCAACACCAUUUUUGACUCAUUCAAGAUAAGAAGAUUCAUUAUCAUU
This is a messenger RNA of Asparagus officinalis (garden asparagus), 986 nucleotides long. RefSeq names its product zinc finger MYM-type protein 5-like. Bases 23 to 955 code for a protein of 310 amino acids. Lineage: Eukaryota; Viridiplantae; Streptophyta; Magnoliopsida; Asparagales; Asparagaceae. The transcript has a single exon. The record is from RefSeq and is a predicted model, not a curated record.